Molecule: messenger RNA, 1621 nt
Organism: Diorhabda carinulata
Lineage: Eukaryota; Metazoa; Arthropoda; Insecta; Coleoptera; Chrysomelidae
Exons: 5
Coding region: 116-1165 (349 amino acids)
Source: RefSeq, a predicted model, not a curated record
GCCUUCUCUGUCAAAUGCAUUUUUAGAUGUUUAUCUAGUACCCUGUGAAUGACACUUUGUUUACUGUAAACAGUUCUUUCAGUUUUAGCGUUUUUUCCCAAAAAAAUCUUUUAAAAUGGAUAAACCCCGUGAUAAAGUGUUUCGCCGUAAAGUUACAUUUUCAGAUAGUAUAACGAGAAUACCUAAAGUGUACGAAAACGGACGCAAGGAUGCACCCCGUCCUAGGAGUAGAAGUGUUUUUACCAGUUCCCACGCUAGCGACGAACUUCAAACAAGGGACAUAGUGAGAUACGAGGGUCAAAACUCCCGACCCCCGUACGUCCCCAAACCGAUUACAGUAAAAAAUUAUUUCUCUGAAGAUUAUAAUGAUAUUUAUGCAGAUGAUGGUUACACUGGCGGUACAACAAUUUCCCCUCACGGUAUCAUAACGAUGCGCUUGCGCGAAUACAUCCGCGUUGAUUUAUCACUUGACCGCGCCAUUCGUAUCUCCAACGCGAAAAAUGGUAUAGUUUUAGCCCUGAGUGCGAGCGGAAGUUCGUCUGGUUUAAUACAUCCCAAUGGAAAGGUGUACCAAUAUGGGUCUAGGGUUGAAAUUAUGGCCAACGACGGUCAAGGCAAUGAUAAGUUCGCGAAGAUGUGGUAUAAAGGAGUAAGUUUUACGAGCGUUCAAUGCGCUCUUGUAUAUUUAGUCGAUUCCGCCGGUACUAGAACGACUACAGAUACUUUCAACGAUCUAACACACGAUUUUACUCUCAAUAUAUUUUACGAAGGUUCCCCGUAUACGUAUCUCGAUAAUCCGAGUACAACUCAUACCACUCAUUUGGUAAACGAAGCGAUGAGCGUUUUACAAGGCACCAACUGUUGGAUGACAGAAGACGGUACCACAAACUGGAUCAUCAAUAACGUUAGGAUCUCUCAAACGGCCGACGGAUUAGUGAGAGUUGGUAGAAAUAGCAACAAAUUUUCUUUACGAACAUCCCCGACGAACGGAUCUGCUUCAGUGUCGUCUCCGUAUAUGCAUUGCACCGGUUCGAUGGGACAGACGCGUCAUCUGUUUGUCAGACGAGGCGAACGUCGAAUGCACUAUGACGGUUCGACGUUUAUAGUACGGAACGCCGGACAUUCGGCGGGCUUCGAUGAAAAGCAUCAAUUGAAAGUUUACUAAUUGUUUGUUCAGUUUUCUUUUUUUUUAAUUGAUAAUUUUUAUUGGGGAAAUCCAGUCAUUUGUUCUCAACGUUGUGUAAUUUUGCUAAUCGCGCCAAUAAAUUUCGGUGAUGGACGAGUGGAUGUUAUUUGGUUGGAGGGCGUACGCUGUGAUAUACAGGGAUUGGUUGAAAAUUAAAAUAUAAAUAUUUGCCUAGUGUUUUUUAAACUUGUCGCUAGCACAUACAUUUUUUAAAGUGAUUUUGAAAAGCGUACACGUACGUGCGUGUGUGUUUAUAUAUAUAUAAACACGGCGAUUAUUUUACAUUUACAAGAAGUAUGUUUUUUCAUCGAUUCGAUAGCAAAAUUAUUUAAGGUGUCAGCUUUAUUAUGUUUGCUGUUUAUGACUGUGAUAAUGCAAUUUAAUAACGAUGCAAACGUUCUAAAAUUGCUAAUAAAUAUUUGUGGAAAUGAUAAA